This is a messenger RNA of Neopsephotus bourkii (Bourke's parrot), 1821 nucleotides long. RefSeq names its product multiple coagulation factor deficiency 2, ER cargo receptor complex subunit (gene MCFD2). The transcript has 4 exons. Lineage: Eukaryota; Metazoa; Chordata; Aves; Psittaciformes; Psittacidae. Bases 71 to 505 code for a protein of 144 amino acids. Gene Ontology annotation, molecular function: calcium ion binding. The record is from RefSeq and is a predicted model, not a curated record.
GCCUGGCUGCGGCGCGCUCUGCUCCGCCGCACCGACACAGCGGGCACUGGCGCCGGGAAGCACGGAGAUCAUGAUGGCCCAAAGGAUUUUUAGAAUAUGCUUGCUGUUCUCCAUUCUGGCUGCAUUUAUCAUCUCUGCCCUAGCUGAGCAACACGUAGGAGAGAGUCAACAUGGAAAUAUUCGCCUGGAUAAGAACUUGGUACAAGAUAAAGACCACAUCAUGGAACAUUUGGAAGGUGUUAUUGAGAAACCAGAAUCUGAGAUGUCUCCGCAAGAACUGCAGCUUCAUUACUUCAAAAUGCAUGAUUAUGAUGGCAAUAAUUUGUUAGAUGGGUUAGAGCUUGCUACUGCUAUAUCACAUGUCCACAAAGAGGAAGGUGGUGAGAAUACCCAGGCAAUGAAAGAAGAGGAGCUGAUUAGUCUAAUAGAUGAUGUCUUAAGAGAUGAUGACAAGAACAACGAUGGAUACAUUGACUAUGCAGAAUUUGCAAAAUCACUGGAAUAGGGUUUUGCAGGUGGCUUGUUUCUCCUUCUAACUACAUAGAAAUGUGAACCAGUCUAAUGUGAUUCAUUACUGUCUCAUAUCAACCUCUGUGCUGUGAGGAGAGGUGGACCAGUUCCAGAUGAGUUUAUUUGAAAGUUGUAUGUGUUAAGAGACUGGCUAACUCAGAGCAAGAGCAAUGUUUGACUUUGAAUCUUCAUCUUUGAUGCUUUGAAUUGAAGCAUCAACACUACUCACAUAGGGUACCACUGGCAAACUCUUAAGUAGCUGUGUAUAAAUACUAAGGAGAUCACGUACAAUCUUAAGUUUAUAUUUUUGUGUCUUUGGGUUAUAUAGUACUUUCUUGCUUACAUCUUCCAUUUAAACUUACUAAAUGCCCAGUAAGCAAGAGAAGUUUAUUGCAUAUAGUUGUAUUUCAAGGACAAAUGUUUUUACAUUCCCACUAAUUACAAAGGAAAUUUGCACGUGAGUACAGGUGCUUGAAACAGCAAUUUUAGAGGAAAAGUGAAUGUCAUUUCUGUUUGAGGCCCACAUGAUACCUGUGGACUUCUAACACAGUCUUUGAAGAAAUCCUGUAUUUUGAAAUAUCCGUACUUCCUAGCAUACCCUUGUUUUUCACAUAUAAAUAUAUAUACAUGUUUUUCAAUUUUUUUCUCAUCCUACACAGAUUUACUUUUUAUAUCUUAAUUUACUGAUUUUUUUCCCCCUCUACCUUCUCUGGUGUUUUCUUAAGAAAAUGAAAGUAUUUUUAGUACAUUCAUAUGUUGUAUUAAUGCUGUACAGCAUUUACUAGAGUAGCUUCUGCUGUCUCAUUUUGAAGGUCACAGUAACAGUAAACCAGUUUAAUACAAGAGUUUCUGUUCAAUUUGGUUUUUACAGUAUUAGUCAGCAGGAUAAUCUGGGUGAGAAAGUAAUGCUGCCUUGUUAAGGUUUAAGUUCAUAGUCCUUGACACUUAAAUUAUGAUUAUAGUUUCAGGAGGUAUUUCGUAACUAAGAGUUUGAAGGUACUUGAGUGUUUGCGGAUUAACAUGGUUCUAGGAAUGUUUUCGCUGUCUUGAGUCAAUAUUCAGUAAGUCAAGCACUGUAAGGAUAUUGGGGAAGUGAUGUAUUGCUGUGCUAUUGGCAUUUGGUGACUCUAAAACAUAACCAAAAUCUUAAAUUGCAUUUAAUCAAUCAUUAUCCAUUAACAGAAAAUCUAAAUGUCAAUGUAUUUCUGUAAUAUGUAUAAAGAGCUAUUUUCUGUACAAAAUUAUUCUUAUACAAGAGAAACACAUUUGUAAAAGAAAUUAUUUCCUCUGUUUAAAUGUUUGUGCAAUGAC